UGUGAAUACUAAUAGCAGAAGGGAGAGCAGGAAUAACUAGCUAGUUGGUGCUGCCUUGAAUUCCCAUUGCAUGCUUAAACAUGUUCAACAAUGAUCAGCAGCAGCAAGGCCACUGCACUUCCAUCCCAAGAAUCUCCUUCUCCAGCGAUUUCGCAGAUGCUCAACACCAGAUCAAGCAUGAAAGCAGCUACAGAGAACCACCCGUGUCGUUGGAGGAUUUCAAAUUCUCCAUCGAUAGCUACGGCAUGAUCUCUGCAGAUGAGCUUAUCUCCAAGGGGAAGUUGUUGCCUUUGAACACCAAGAUGACCACCCUCAGAGAGGAACUCCUUGUUGAUGAUGAUGAUAAUGAAAAUGAUCAUCAGGAUGUGUUUUCGAGGCUACAGAAGGGUUCUGGCUGGUGGAAGGAGCGGUUGGGUCUGAAGAGGGCUCACAUUGUGCCUAAGAAAGCCGAUUUAUAUGCCAACAAGACAGGAACUAAUUGGUGGACUUUAGGCCAUGAAGGCGGAGAAGCAAUGUAGAGAAAUCAUGGGCACCGUCUAAAAGCAAUGGAGGAUUUUUUGCUGCAGCUAAUGGCAAUGCUAGAUACUGAGUAUAUUUUGAAUAUUGGACGUAGAGAUCUUAAGAUUUGUUUGUUUGGUUUAACUCAAUUUAUCAUUCCUCCUGAGGCAUGCAUAUGCUACUAGGGUUGUGUUAUGUACAAAUGUUUGCAGAUGAAGAAUUUCAUGUAAUAAUUAACUAUAUUCAUAGAUCUAAUCUAUCUAAUGAUGCUUUGUUAUCUUUUUGCCGUC
Messenger RNA from Camellia sinensis, 788 nucleotides. RefSeq lists its product as uncharacterized. The record is from RefSeq and is a predicted model, not a curated record. NCBI's taxonomy places the organism in Eukaryota, Viridiplantae, Streptophyta, Magnoliopsida, Ericales, Theaceae.